Molecule: messenger RNA, 3283 nt
Organism: Drosophila eugracilis
Lineage: Eukaryota; Metazoa; Arthropoda; Insecta; Diptera; Drosophilidae
Gene: LPCAT
Product: lysophosphatidylcholine acyltransferase
Exons: 8
Coding region: 299-1897 (532 amino acids)
Molecular function (GO): calcium ion binding
Source: RefSeq, a predicted model, not a curated record
AAAUGGCGCAGUGCGAGCAGAGAGUUUGCAAAACGCAGUUUGUUGUUGUGAGAGAAUCCAAUAAACUAUGGGAUUAUUUUAGUUUACGGUUUAUAUGAAUUCAAAAACGAAAUCCACUCGGAAAGCAGCGGUUUGAAAACUAGUCGGGCCCAGUGAAGACCACACACAAUAGUUAUUAUUAUUAUUUAUUUUUAUUAUUAUUUUGAUUUUUUUUAACUGCGGUGCGGGAGUGCGUGGUGUGAUAUCAAAAGUUAUAAAGAAAAAAGGAAAGAAAGAAGUGAAUCAAAUAAUAGGGGCAAUGACAACGUCGACAAUUAAGCCAUCGGGCAGUGAGGAAGUGCCGCCGGCGGGGGUGGUAGGCGGCGUCGGCGAUGUGGGAGUGGCCGCCAGCCUGUCGAAACGCGAUUCUGAGGAGGAUACGUGGGCAUCCAAGGGGUACAACUACAUAAAUCCGUUCGUCCAUCGCAUCGAAAUCGAGAGUCACAUUGAGGUGGCCAAGGUCUAUGUUCUGACAGUGCUAUUGCUGCCCAUUCGCGUUGUGGGCUGCGUCCUCUCCCUGAUCUCCGCAUGGAUGUUCGCCUGCAUUGGACUCUAUGGCAUGACGCUGGAUGAUCUCAAGGAAAAACCCCUUACCGGUUGGCGGAAACAAAUGCAAUACAUGACGGCCUGUGGCAUGCGCAUGGUGUAUACCUUCGGAUCGUUUCACUAUGUGACCAUGAAGGGUCGAGCGGCUACAGCUAAGGAGGCACCGAUUCUAGUAGUGGCACCGCACUCCUCCUACGUGGACUCCAUCCUGGUCGUGGCCAGUGGCCCGCCCUCGAUAGUGGCCAAGCGGGAGACGGCGGAUAUUCCAUUGCUCGGACGCAUCAUAAACUAUGCCCAGCCCAUUUAUGUGCAGCGCGAGGAUCCCAACUCCCGUCAGAACACCAUUCGGGACAUUGUUGACCGUGCCCGGUCUACCGAAGACUGGCCACAGGUGGUCAUCUUCGCCGAGGGCACCUGUACCAAUCGCACGGCCCUGAUCAAGUUUAAGCCGGGCGCUUUCUAUCCAGGCGUGCCCGUCCAGCCGGUGCUUCUCAAGUAUCCGAAUAAGUAUGACACCUUCACAUGGACCUGGGAUGGACCUGGAGUAUUACGUCUUCUAUGGCUGACGAUGACGCAGUUUUAUAACCGCUGUGAAAUUGAAUAUCUGCCCGUCUACACGCCGUCGGCGGACGAAGUGGCCGAUGCCAAUCUGUAUGCCAACAAUGUGCGCGAGGUGAUGGCGAAGGCAUUGGGAGUACCAACCUCGGACUAUUCCUUUGAGGAUGUUAUCGUGAUGAGCCGUGCCCGCGACAUGAAGAUUCCCUUCCCUGGCGAUAUUGUGGAAAUCGAGCGAACCAUCGAGAAGUUGGGCCUGAUCGAGAGCCAGCGGGAUGCUGAGCUGUGCAGGGGCUUUCUCAGGCUGUCCAACACAGACAGGCUGGACAUCAGUACGUUUGCUGAACUGCUCCAGGUGGAUCUCAAGAACACCAAUCUGCACAAGCUGUUUGCCCUGCUCGAUCACCGGCGAAUGGGCUCCGUGAGUUUGAAAAGCUUCCUGCUGUGCUCCCUCUUCUGCAAAUUGAAGAAUUCCGAUCUUUUGACCUUCCUGCGUGCCCUGAUUAAUCUCUAUAGCGAAUCUAGUCAGGAAAUCGACAGGGAAAGCUUUGUGCGAUUAAUGAGACACGCUGGCGGCAAGAUAAACGAGCAGAAGGCUCAGGCGCUCUUCAAUGUGCUGGAUACAGACAACCUGGGCUAUAUCUCCUUCGAUUCCUUUGUGGAGCAUACGGAAAAGCAAAAAUCAAGCUAUAAAUUCCUUUAUCACAAAUCGGAACACAUACGGCGACCAAAGGCAGUCACCACGCCCGCCAACUGAAGAGGAAAUUCAUUCAGGCAAAUGGAUAGGAGGAGCUGGAGGACGAUGAUUAGUAAUCGAAAGAAAAAAAAACCCAACCUAAGGAGAAAGUUCAACUGUCGAGAGUGUAUAUUUUUAAUAUUUAUUUAUCGUGUAGCGCGUGUCCUGGCACCCAUAUAUUGUAAUUAAUAUAAUUUUUAUUAUUAUUACCAUAGUUUCUUGUGAACAAUGCUCACAGCACAGAGAUCCGGAUCUUUUAUGCGCCCAGCUUUGUUAUUAAUUUAAAUUCGGACUCUAAACGCAAGUCAUUUCAUCUUUGUGAUUCUUAUUAUACACACUUACGUUAUAUAUACACUUAAAUAUUAAAGCCUAUAUAUAAAGAAGUAUAUAUCUUAUGUAGAGGCAGGCAAAGCAACCAUCAAGCCCUUGAAUAUUUCCUAUAUAUUUCCAUGGCCAAAAAAUAUGAAAAACACAAAGAAUUGUAUGGCAAGCCUUAGGUGUAAGAUAUAAAAGCAACAGCAGACCUAGCCAAUGAAGCUCUCCUUGGAUCCCCACUCACUGACAACACCACCAAAAACCAAAACUGCGAUCGUAAUGGAUCAUAACCACCCAACUACUAACCAACCAAAACUGAACAACCACCAAGCACACACUUAAUGAUCAAAAUGGAUUUAUUUCUUAUCUAAAAUGUAGAAAGAUUAAAAACAAUGUCACAAAACCUUAAUCACUUAGGAAAGCUUUCUAAAACCAACUCAAACUCGUCUAAAUUAAUAAGGACUAAUUGUAAAACAUUUUAAUGAUUCAGAAACUUGAAAACUGAAUGGAUUGUACAUUACUAUAAACUUUAGUUCUGAUGAAUUUUAACAUUCUUGAAUUUAAGGAUCUCUGAUCUGUUGCAUAUUAACUUCAGAUCUAUAGUUCCUGAGAGCAAAUGUUAAGUCAUUUGGUUAUCGAACAUUUCUUGUGCAUUUUUAACCUACACUGCAAACUUAUCUAGACUUUACACCACAGCUCCUGGCACGGAGAGCAAGAAUCUAUGUAGAGCACAGCCUGUACUUAAGUCAAACACCUUUUGGGCACACCCCCAUUUCACACACAGUCUGUUCUAUAUAUAUAUAUGUUAUUGAAACACAACAACAACAACAACAACAUAACAUAACACACACCAAGAAGAAACACCUGUAAUUGUGUAAUUGUAAAGAAAAUCUGCAAUAGGAAAGAGGAUAACUCCUUGGUAGUUUUUACAUUUUGAGAAGAUAUAACCCUAAGCUAAACGAUCUAAUUUAUGUGCUAUUGUAAUAGAUAUUAUUAGCGCACUAAGCCAGCACCGAGAGCAAAUCCAAAUCGGCUGAGAAAUCUGCUCAAAAAAAAAAAAAUAUAUAUAUGUGUGUACGAUUUUAAAGCUAG